AUGAAUAAUUUAAAUAACAUCAAUUUUAACGAACUCUCUUCAAUUGAUUAAGAGUAUUUCAGAUGCAUCAACUUCGUAGAAAAGGCCUAAUCUGCAGAGAAUAAGAAAAAACCUAUUUCUAUGGAUUCAUUUUACCUUUUGAGUAUAAUUGGAAAAGGAUCUUACGCUAAAGUUUCUUUAGUCAGAAAGAAAGAUGAUAAUCAAGUUUACGCAUUAAAAGCUAUUAAAAAAUCUUUGAUUGAAGCAAAGAAUUAAAAAGAGCACAUCAUUACUGAAAGAAAUAUUCUGCAAACAGUCAACAAUUAAUAUAUUGUUAAAAUGAAAUAUGCAUUUUAAGAUAAGCAAAAACUUUUCUUUGUACUUGAAUACUGUGGUGGAGGAGAACUCUAUUCCCUUCUUUCUUCUAAAAAAUAUCUCAAUGAAUAACAGACUAAAUUUUAUGCUGCCUAGUUGGUAAAAGCUAUAGAGUAUCUUCAUAGUCACAAUAUUAUAUACAGAGAUUUGAAACCUGAAAAUAUACUGAUUGAUAAGGAUGGAUACAUUAAAUUAACUGAUUUUGGCUUAUCUAAAAUGGAUAUUAAGCAUAAUACAGAAGCUACUUCAUUGUGUGGUACUCCUGAGUAUCUUGCUCCUGAAAUCUUAGAAUAAAGCGGACAUGGUAAGCCAGUAGAUUGGUGGACUCUGGGAAAUAUAAUUUGGGAAAUGAUGACUGGUCUUCCUCCUUUUUAUAAUGAAAAUAGAAAGGAAAUGUUCCAUCACAUUAAAGAAUUACCACUUAAAAAUCACCCCAGAAUUCAAGGAGAUUUAAAAAAUCUUUUACACAGUUUAUUAGAAAAAGACCCUAAUAAGCGUUUGGGAACUAUCGAUGGAGCCAAAGAAAUAAUAGAUCAUCCUUGGUUCAAAGAUUUAAGAUGGGAUUAACUUGAAUAAAGAAAAAUCAAUCCUCCCUUUGUACCAAAUUUAGAAACUGAUAUUGACUUAAAAUAUAUUGAUUAUGAAUUCAAAGAAAUGCCUAUUUACUCUGUUGAUAACAAUAAUUCUUCAAUGCAUUCAGGCAACUUUAAUUAAUAUGAUAAUUUUACAGUCUAAUCAGUUUAGUCUGUUUAGUCAUUAGCUUCAAAGCUCUCUCCUGAAGUUAACGACAGCUAAAUGGAUGUAGAAAAUUCUUAUGAAUAAAUUUAGGGUAUGAAUCACAAUUGA
This is a messenger RNA of Tetrahymena thermophila SB210, 1200 nucleotides long. RefSeq names its product Serine/Threonine kinase domain protein. The transcript is spliced from 5 exons. Gene Ontology annotation, molecular function: ATP binding; protein serine/threonine kinase activity. Gene Ontology annotation, biological process: protein phosphorylation. Lineage: Eukaryota; Ciliophora; Oligohymenophorea; Hymenostomatida; Tetrahymenidae. The record is from RefSeq and is a predicted model, not a curated record.